AUGACCGUCGUUGAGACUGCUCCCCCAGUACCAAGUGGCCCCAAGAAAGAAGUCACUGAAGGUUCGCUGCUCAGAGAGCCUUUGGAACUACACGGUCAUUUGAAUCAAUACAAAUCAUUCCAUGUCACUCCAAUAGUCGGAACUGAAUUCCCUGAUGCCCAUGUGGUGGAUUGGAUGAAGGCUCCUAACAGCGACGAACUUCUGCGCGACUUAGCCGUUACCAUUUCUCGCCGUGGAGUGGUUUUUUUCCGUGCGCAGACCGACCUCACCGAUGAGCUUCAAAAGGAGCUCGCCCAACGUCUGGGUGUGCUAACAGGCAAACCCGAGUCCUCGAAAUUGCACAUCCACCCUCUAACGAACUACAACCUCGACAAAGACCCAGAGCUCAACGUCAUCACAACCGACAGAGCCGCCAACCCUGCCGAGGACCUUUGGAAGAACCGACCCGCCGAUAUCAGAAACAGCUGGCACACCGAUACUAGCUACGAGCCCAACCCCGCCGACUACUCUAUUCUAAAGCUCAUCAAGCUACCCGAGACUGGCGGAGAUACCAUCUGGGCCUCCUCCUGCGAAAUAUACGACAAGAUCUCCCCUGCCUACCGGAAAUUCCUCGAAGGCCUAACUGCCUCCUUUGCCCAGACUCGACUCCCAGUGACCGCCGCGGAAAAGGGAUUUAAGCUGUACUCGGAACCCCGUGGAUCCCCGAACAACAUUGGGACAUCGCUCAGCGCUGUGCAUCCGGUUGUUCGCACCAAUCCCGUUACCGGUUGGAAGAGUCUGUUCGCCGUUGGGAACCAUGUUGUGAAAAUCAACGAUGUAACGGCGGAUGAAAGCAGACGGCUACACGAUUGGUUUCUCCAGAUGAUUGUUGAAGAACAUGAUACGCAACUCAGACAUCGGUGGGAGAAUCCCUACGACAUUGCGAUCUGGGAUAAUCGCAGUGUUUAUCAUAGCGCAAUCUUUGAUUUCGCUGGGUUAGGUGCUCGUACGGGUCAUCGGGCUGUGGGAAUUGGCGAGACGCCGUACUUCGACCCGAACAGCAAGACACGGCGUGAAGCUCUCGCUGCGGCUAGUAAUGUUUGA
Messenger RNA from Aspergillus bombycis, 1083 nucleotides. RefSeq names its product TauD/TfdA dioxygenase family protein. Lineage: Eukaryota; Fungi; Ascomycota; Eurotiomycetes; Eurotiales; Aspergillaceae. Gene Ontology annotation, molecular function: 2-oxoglutarate-dependent dioxygenase activity. The transcript has 4 exons. The record is from RefSeq and is a predicted model, not a curated record. The coding region runs from base 1 to 1083 and encodes 360 amino acids. Gene Ontology annotation, cellular component: cytoplasm.